Sodiomyces alkalinus F11 is the source of this 969-nucleotide messenger RNA. RefSeq lists its product as hypothetical. The transcript has 9 exons. NCBI's taxonomy places the organism in Eukaryota, Fungi, Ascomycota, Sordariomycetes, Glomerellales, Plectosphaerellaceae. The record is from RefSeq and is a predicted model, not a curated record. Bases 1 to 969 code for a protein of 322 amino acids.
AUGUAUGUGUUGACCACUCCGCGUUUCGUCGUUGGAGGUGGGUUGAUUUACGCAGGGAGCGAUCGCGCCAGUGGGGGAUCGUCUCGUAGGGCUCUCGGUUUGGCGAUGGCUGGUGCGUGGACCAAGAAAGCCCAAGAAGCAUGGCUUCAAAUUUGGAAGGAAUUUGGAAUUAGGAAUUUCUGGGGUGGAGGCGGCCAAGACGACGAGAUGACGUAUCCACGUAUGCGUUUCCGCCGAGACGCACGGCCUUUGUCUUGGUACCUUGGGAGAGGAACGAAUGGAGAAGUGACGCCAAGACAAUGGUCCAAGAAGGCCAAGAUGCCGAGACUAAUCCCAAGCAUCAAGGACCAACGAACCAAGAGCCUGCAGAUCCCGAUGCAGUGGCUUCAGGUCUUUGCUCAGUGGUCGUCGGCCAUUGAACUGCCUAAGGUGCAAUGCCGCAAGGUACCUAACGCCGGGGGCCGGGCUAACGUCAUUCCACCAGGAAGUCUCAAGACGCUAAUUGAGAUGACUUCGUACGGUCUAAUCACAUCGUGUGGCUCUGAUUCCCUUGUUCUCAUUUUCUUAUUCUCCGUCUCGUCGACCCAUCUCUCGGCAUCGACCACGUCGUCCGUCAACUCGCCCGUCAACUCGCCCGUUUUCGCUUUGCAGGCCAUAACCUAUUGUCUCGGCAUGGCGCUCGGCAUCGCUCUCGGCACGGCCUCUCAACCGCCGGCCAAGCAAAUACUGAUUGGAUCAAACCCAAAUCAGCGUCGUCGUCGUCACACGCUCGUUCUCUUGUACGACCGAGCCCCCGGGGCUUUUGUGUUGCCAAGGUUUGACCGCACUACAAGGCCUUAUCGGUCUUCGACACAGGCCCCGGAAAAGAAGAGCAAGAGGAAGAGGAAGCAUGCCAAAGGGCAAAAUGAGAUGAGAUCCCUCGACAAGGUCACUAUAGGGAUAGAAUGGCAUCCAGAGUACCGGGAGUAA